CGCAGUGAUCCCACUCUCACUCUGUAUAAAUUAUGCUGUUCUGGACACUAGAAAUGCACUGGACUCAUCUCUCGUCUCCUCAGCUGCCUCUCGCUCUCUCUCUCUCUCUCUCUGUGAAUCAGGAUCUUCUGCUAGAAUGAGGAGUGUAUCUGCUCUGCUGUCGGUGAUGCUGCUCUGCGCUAUCAUGAUGACCUGUGAAGGUACUGAAGGCAUCAAAAGCAUGAACGUGUGCUGUGAACGACUUCAGACCUUUAAAAGUUCAGCAAAAAUUCCCAUAGGAUGCAUCAAAUCCUACAGAAGGACCAGCGGAAACUGCGCCAUUAAAGCUGUUGUUUUUCAUACAGUCAAUGGAAAACAAGUCUGUGUGAAUGCGACGGCUGAUUGGGUCAAGAAUCGCAUGGAACGAGUGGAUGCUGGACGGAACCUUAUUAAUAAUCAGAACUGCUUAAACAAUCUUAAAGCUCGCAGAGCUAAAGCUGUUUAAUACUGUAUAAAUGUACAUCCAUACUGUAUGAAAUUAAUAUAAUAAUUUAUUUUUAUUUGUAAGAAAUCUUCAUGUUUAUAUUCCUAGGCUCAUACUGAUCUUAUAAGCUGCUGAUGUUAGGACCAUGGCGAGUGUAACGACUCAGUCUUUGAGGCAGGAUGCAAAUGCAAGAAGGUUUUUAAAGAAUCUAUAACAUACUAACAAACAAUAUUAAGACUAGACAAUAAACAAUAUUAUGACUUUAUAUAUAAAAACAGCAAGCUUUUUAGUACAUGAACAUUUAUAAAACUUCUCAACUUAGUCUUCUUUUGCUGAAUUGGCAAAAAUGGUAAAAAGACCAGUCUACCAUGAGAAUUGUGGCCAAUGAUAAUUCUGUUUCUAAUUCUGGCCUGCCUGUGCACAUUUUAGUCAAAUCAGCUAAAAUUGUGUAAAUAAUGUAAAGAUGAUAUUGUUACCAAUAGCCCAGGUGUUGCACCUCCACACCUAAGGAGGUCGCUCUUGCCUUAGUUUUAGUUUUUGCACACCUGUGUUCUAUUGUAUCCUGUACUGGUAUCAUUUACUCUGUGUAUAUAUGGUCUUCGCAAUGGAUCCUAGUGCAACAUCUUUUCUGGUUAUCCUUGCAUUUCAAAGAACUUUGUUGAUCUUGUCUUUUUUUUUCUGGUAUUAUAACUCUGCUCUCGUUUUUCAACCUUUUGAUUUUUGUAUAUCCCCUUGUCUGCUUUUGUAAAUAAAAUCUUCUUCUGGAUCUUUA
This is a messenger RNA of Astyanax mexicanus (Mexican tetra), 1235 nucleotides long. Its product is annotated as regakine-1-like. Bases 137 to 484 code for a protein of 115 amino acids. Gene Ontology annotation, cellular component: extracellular region. Gene Ontology annotation, molecular function: chemokine activity; CCR chemokine receptor binding. NCBI's taxonomy places the organism in Eukaryota, Metazoa, Chordata, Actinopteri, Characiformes, Acestrorhamphidae. The transcript is spliced from 3 exons. Gene Ontology annotation, biological process: inflammatory response; positive regulation of GTPase activity; cellular response to type II interferon. The record is from RefSeq and is a predicted model, not a curated record.